This is a messenger RNA of Gaeumannomyces tritici R3-111a-1, 1689 nucleotides long. RefSeq lists its product as hypothetical. Gene Ontology annotation, biological process: RNA processing. The transcript is spliced from 2 exons. The coding region runs from base 103 to 1140 and encodes 345 amino acids. NCBI's taxonomy places the organism in Eukaryota, Fungi, Ascomycota, Sordariomycetes, Magnaporthales, Magnaporthaceae. The record is from RefSeq and is a predicted model, not a curated record.
UCUCAUGAAGCCUGUCGUCAACCUUUCUUUUGUCGCCAAACGCCAACUGUUCCCGCAUAGCCGCUGUCGAUCUCAAGAAAAAGCGCCACACAAUCCCUCAAGAUGGUGAAGGAAAAAGGCUUCAAUCCGGUGCAGGCGCAGCGCAAAGCGGACAAGGCCAAGGAGAUCAAAAAAGGCAAGGCCGAGGUGCAAGCGCGGCGCAACGAGCGGCUCGCGCGGCGGAACCCCGAGGGCAUCCAGCGGCAGGUGGACGAGCUCAAGAAGGUGGCCGAGGGCGGCGGCAAGCUCACGCGGCACGAGGAGCAGGUGCUCGAGGGGCUCGAGAAGGAGCUCAAGGCGGUCGUCAAGGCGCGCGAGGCGCUCGGCGACAAGGCGCCGCAGUUCAGCAGCAGGGGGCCGCCGCGGGAGGGCGGGGAGGGUGGUCGCGGCGGCGGCGCGCUGGGCAAGAGGAGGAGAGGGGAUGACGACGACGAUAUUGUGGUGGCGGGAGGGAGGAGGCGGGGCGGCGGGAGGGAGAGUGACAGCGACAGCGACGAGGUGCCCGACGACGUGCGCGCCAUCCCCAUGCCGCGCGACACGCCGCCGCCGAUACCGAAGGAGGUGCUGGACAGGUGGUGGGCGAGGCGGAGGGCGAAGCGCGGCGGCGGCGGCGGCGGUGGUGGUGGCGGUGGGGGACGCGGCGGUGGGAAUACCGGCGCUGGCUACGCGGGUGUGGGAAGCAGCGCCAACGCGGAGCCCUUGACCAACGACAGGGGCCUGGGCGGCGGCGGCGGCGGCGGCGAGGACGACGGAGCAGCACAGAGGCAGGGCACGCUGCCGCAGCGGCGGAGGCCGCCGCCGACCGCCCCCCCUGCGGAGCCAAAGGUGGUGUACGAGGCCAAGCCCAUGGUGCGCAACCUGCUCAAGGAGGCGACGAGCGCCUUCGUGCCGGCCGCGGUCGCGUCCAAGCUGGCCAUGGGCAAGGGCGAGGGCGGCAGGUUGAUGGAGCCCGAGGAGGCGGACCGGCUGGAGAGCGAGGGGUACAUGAAGACGGCGACGGCGGCGAAGGGGGAUGAGGAGGAGGAGGAGGAGGAGCAGGCGGCCAGCAGGCUGCACCAGGUCACGCUGGAGGAGGUGGCGGAUGAGGACGGGGGCAGGUGAUGCAUUGGUUUGAGGAAGGGGGCUAUCGAGGAGCCGUCAGAGCCAGGGGUCUGACAUGUAACUCGAAAGGCCGGAACAUGGUGGUUCUUGGGCUGCAAUACAUGAUAAUGACUGCCCUUAUUGACUGGUCAGUCCAUGCGCAUGUGUGCAUUCCAUUGGCAGCCCCGUCGAGCCUUGCCCCCAACGCCCACCACAAAUUCCUGUUAUUAUUUCUUUCGUUGUUCCUGUCAUUAGCAUCAUUCCCAUUUAUGAUUUCAUUGCUAUUCCUCUUGUCAUUCUACUUUUAGCACCCGCCAACCGAGGCAUAGUCAUGCGCUUCAGCCUCGCUUUUGUCUGGUAUCAUUGCCAGACCGCCGUUGCACCAACCGGAGCGCCAUCCUGCCAAAGAGGGCCGCCGAAGAACAUGACCAUUGUGCACAUCCCAUGCAAGGCAUCACAUAGUUCCGAAAGUAGCCGAACCCACACUCUCGACUGGGCCUGCAUUAGUGCAGACCGGUGUGUGUGCCCGAGGAGGGAGAGGAGGGAGGGGGGGUCGGCUACGGCCAGCGC